AUGUACGACAGCUUCGAUGUGGACGACAUUGCCGACAGUGUGCUUCCCAGCUCCUUCGAUUACCGCGACCUGGAUGUGGUCAGCGUGGUGAAGAAUCAGGGCGGUGCUCAGACCUGCUACCUCUUCGCCGCCCUCAGCGCCGUCAAGUCGGCCUUCAUGCUGAGCCACAGGGGCCGCCGGAACGUCUCCUUCAGCGAGAAGGACGCCUACAACUGCCUGGCGAAGCUGGGCUACAAUGACGCCCCCCAGGUGGGCGGCCAGGUGGAGACCGUCUAUCGGAUGUUCAUGGAGGCGCACGGCAUCGUCUACCAGAAGGACGCAGAGCAGUACGACUUUACGAGGAAGGACUACGAGACGCCGCCCAAGCUUCACAAGGAGAAGUGCCUGCCCCUGACGCCCUCCCAGGAGGCGACCCGAAUGAGGGGUUUUGCCAAGGAAUACGGCCUGGAGGGCGAGGGCUCCCUGCAGCGGCUGAAGAAGAUCGUCUACAAGUACGGCCCGGUGACCACCGUCUUUCGGGCGCCCAUGGACAGCCGCUGGCUGCAGCUGGCCGGCGAGAUGAACUUUGCCUGCAAUACGACGGCGGCGCCGAUGCCCGAUCACGCCAUGCUCAUAACGGGCUGGACACCGACCCAUCUGGUGAUCAAGAACUCCUACGGCAACUACGAACACGAUGACGACCGGUGGGGAAUAAAG
This is a messenger RNA of Rhagoletis zephyria (snowberry fruit fly), 696 nucleotides long. RefSeq names its product cathepsin K-like. Lineage: Eukaryota; Metazoa; Arthropoda; Insecta; Diptera; Tephritidae. Gene Ontology annotation, molecular function: cysteine-type peptidase activity. The record is from RefSeq and is a predicted model, not a curated record. Gene Ontology annotation, biological process: proteolysis.